Messenger RNA from Neoarius graeffei (lesser salmon catfish), 492 nucleotides. It is a transcript of the gene phf5a, whose product is annotated as PHD finger protein 5A. NCBI's taxonomy places the organism in Eukaryota, Metazoa, Chordata, Actinopteri, Siluriformes, Ariidae. The transcript has 4 exons. Gene Ontology annotation, biological process: mRNA splicing, via spliceosome. The record is from RefSeq and is a predicted model, not a curated record. Gene Ontology annotation, cellular component: precatalytic spliceosome; U2 snRNP; U12-type spliceosomal complex. Bases 68 to 400 code for a protein of 110 amino acids.
UCAGCAGUGACGUUGUUACGACAAAGUGUCGUGGAAGUGAAUGUCUCGGCUAGUCGGCUAACAGAUAAUGGCUAAACAUCAUCCGGAUUUGAUUUUCUGCCGAAAGCAAGCGGGCGUCGCCAUCGGGAGGCUUUGUGAAAAAUGUGAUGGGAAGUGUGUUAUCUGCGACUCUUACGUCAGGCCUUGCACACUUGUACGUAUAUGUGACGAAUGUAACUACGGGUCGUAUCAAGGACGCUGUGUGAUAUGUGGAGGUCCAGGGGUAUCAGAUGCUUACUACUGCAAGGAAUGCACUAUUCAGGAGAAAGACCGAGACGGCUGCCCUAAGAUCGUGAACCUCGGCAGCUCUAAGACUGACCUCUUUUACGAGAGAAAAAAAUAUGGCUUCAAAAAGAGGUGAAGAUGUGGAAGAUGACCUUUUGCAUGUGUUUAGCAGCAUUCUUUUUACAAGUGUUCUCUUUUUCGAUGUAAUAAAUACAACUUGGUGUUGUA